AGAAGCAAAAGGGCAUUUCCAUCAAUGAACCGACAGAAUCUGCACCUAAGCAAUGGCACUUUAAAGUGAAGCCAGAAGCUCGGUUUCAUUCUAAAAUUGAUACGUGGAUGUCAUAUGAUGUUAUUGAGGAGAUUAACUCGAUUCUCAAUCCGGCUGAAUUGAAAAUGUUUAAGGAGUCUUGUUUUGGUUAUCUGUUGGACAUUCCUAAAAUAAAAGUUCAAAAUCAGAUUAUUCACUGUUUACUUUUGAGGGAAGUACAUCAACCAAACAAGACUGAAAUGUGGUUCGAGGUCGGUGGACACAGAUUGAAAUUUGGAAUUGAAGAAUUCGCUCUAAUUUCAGGUUUAAAAUGCAUAGGUGACAGUAACAAGUAUGGUUAUCCACAAGUUUCCAAUGGUCUUAUUGAUACAUAUUUUAGUGGGUGUAAAUCAGUUUCGAAACAAACCCUUCAUGAUUUGUUUAAGUCUAGGCGUUGGGAGUCGGAUGAGGAUGGUUUUAAGAUUGCAUUUAUGCACUUUUUACAUAACUUUUUGCUAGCUUCACCAAUGACUACCCGUAUUCAGUUAAAGGACUUUGAUGUAGUUGAUUCUGCAGAUUUUAAUGAUUAUCCUUGGGGAAUCGACGUAUUCAAGUACACGUUCGAUUCUUUGACUACUAAGGCAGUUCUUAGUCCUGGUAGUCUUAAGAAGUCAAAAUCUGAGAAUGAAAUUUAUAAGUAUCGCCUCAUCGGUUUCCCACAAGUACUGCUUUGCUGGUUCUAUGAAUGUUGCCCGACGGUCAAAAAUUCCUUUGUUCAGCUUGUUAACAAAACUGCUAUCCCGCGCAUUUUAAGGUGGCAAGCGUUCUUUUUCCCAUAUUAUAUUCCAGUUGACAGAGAAAUAUUUCUUGAUGUUGCAUCCGAUAAGGUAACAUUUCGUUCUAUUGUUCCAACACCGGCAGAGAGGAAUGCCCUUUAUUUAGGUGAUUUUUUCAAAAGAAAUAAGGGCAAGGGCAAGGCUAGUGAUGAUGUGAGCGUUGGCAAAGAAGAUGGAUGUGAAGUUGGUUACCGUCCGGCAUUUGACAUAUCAAGGGAUCGUGAUCCAUCGUCUAAAUUGAUUGAUUUAAGUAUAAUAGAAGAGAAGUUAGAGUUUUUGGUGGCUGGUCAGAAGACUAUGCAGUCUGAUAUUUCCAAGUUGAAACAAUUUUUCAACUCUAAAGUUUCUGAAGUCCUAAAGGUUGUGACUUUAUUGAAUGUUAAGCUUAAUCCUACCGUUGAUUCUAAACAGGCUGAUGGAGUUGUUGAUUCGGAGAAAGAUGUCUCAUCUUCUCGUGAUGAAAAUGAAAAUGAUGAUGCUAGUCCAUUUCUUGGUGAUAAAACUGUUCAAUCUGAAGAACCUAUGGACUCAGAAGAUACCGUUUCUGAUGAAUCUGAACCAAUUUUAAAGGUUAGUAGCAAAAAACAGGAAGCAUCGGCUAGCAUGCAGACAUCAAGUGUUGUCAAAGAAGAAAAUUGUGCACUUCCUGUAGAGGAAAGUUCAAAGAAUGACAGUUUUACUGCUAGCGUUGCUCAAAGCAAUAGAGGAGGUGAAGAUUCUGUUGCUCGUCAAAAUGUAUUUUCCGAUAAAGAAAUAGAUAAUAAGUCUAUUUCUAGCAAUGAAAACAAUGACAAGGAGUUCUGUGGUGAAGAAGAAAAGAGCAAAAAAACUGAAGAUGUAUAUUCGGUUGAUGACAAGGCUGUUAAUGAUGUCAAAGUUGACGAUGUUGAUCGUGUGUUUGUUGCGGAUUAUGAAGCUGCUGGAUGCUCUAAGAAUGUUGGUUCUGCUGUUGGGAUCAAUGUUCUUUCUGAUUUUGCGACUGAAAAAAAUAUGGAUUCUGCUGUUGUUGUCUCUCCGGUUACUGAGGUUCCGGAUCAAAGAAAUGCUAUUUUGACUUCUCCAACCUUCAAUUUAUCAGUUGAGGACAUCGAUGAGGUUCUCGAAAAAGCAGCGGAAGCUCAUGCUAAAUUGAAGUUGAGACAGGUUGAUUAUGUCCAAGCUAACUUUGGCUGUAUUGUUCCGAAGCAAUCUAUUGGUUGUGUUCGUAUUUGUCCAUUUCAUGAAAAUGGCAAUUUUUUUUGUGAUUUGAAGAAACGGGAACCUUUUCGGAAAUGGUUGGAAGAAGGACGUCCUAAAAAGUCUAGGAAGAAAAUUUACGAAGAUUCGCAUGCCAUCUUGUGUCCCCGUUUUCGAUUCGGCGUGGUUGAUAUUGAAUUGAAAUCAUGGUUUUACCAACUUUAUCAUUCUGGACAGCCUAUUUCUUGUUCUCAUGUUGAUAUUUUGCUUUACUAUUUGAGGAAAAAGGUGAAACUUGGACAUGCUGCAACCACCAGAUGUACAACUACUGAUACUUUCUUCGAUCGACGUAUUCAAGCCAUCUACAAUUUGUACUCGAAAAGCAAAGAUUUGUCACUUAUUUCUUCAAAAAGUUCUGAGGCUGAUUACAUUAACGGUGGUCGUAUAUGUUGCAACACCAAGUGGGCUGAUGUCGAUGAUGUUCUUUUUCCGAUUAAUUGUGGGAAAGAUUGGCAUUGGAUAUUAGCUCGUCUGAAUUUUAAGGAACGGUGCAUCUAUGUCUACAAUUCAUUGAGAUCAGCGCGACGUGACAAAUCAGCGAACGAGUAUGUUGAAUGCUAUAGUGUCUUGCUUCCACUAUACUUUGAUGCAGUCAAUUUAUUUGAUUCUCGGAAUGACAUUGAUACUACUACCGGUCCUUAUGAGGAAAAGAGUUCUACUGAUCCAUUCAGAAUUGUAAAUGUGGAAAACAUACCUGUGCAAACUGAUAUUGAUUGUGGAGUUCAUAUGUUUUGCGCUGCUGAGUUUUUUGUUGAUGGAAAAGUUAUGAGUGAUGAUUUCGAUAUCAAAGAACAUCGAGCUCGUUAUGCUUGCUCAUUAUAUACUUAUGGAUGUUGGAAGGAUGAAUUUGCAGCUUUGAGUGAAGAUGAAGGUCCUGUAAAGAUCAACAGGAUUUGAUUGUUCUCAUUUUUGAGUGUUUGAUGAACCUUUAGGUUUAUGCAUCUUUUGGAUUUGAAAUCCUUUUUGAAUAUCUCCUGUAUUAUCGUAUUUUACA
Molecule: messenger RNA, 3084 nt
Organism: Mercurialis annua (annual mercury)
Lineage: Eukaryota; Viridiplantae; Streptophyta; Magnoliopsida; Malpighiales; Euphorbiaceae
Exons: 11
Coding region: 108-2987 (959 amino acids)
Biological process (GO): proteolysis
Molecular function (GO): cysteine-type peptidase activity
Source: RefSeq, a predicted model, not a curated record